This is a messenger RNA of Jatropha curcas, 1809 nucleotides long. Its product is annotated as Protein phosphatase 2C family protein. Gene Ontology annotation, molecular function: cation binding; protein serine/threonine phosphatase activity. The record is from RefSeq and is a predicted model, not a curated record. Lineage: Eukaryota; Viridiplantae; Streptophyta; Magnoliopsida; Malpighiales; Euphorbiaceae. Gene Ontology annotation, biological process: protein dephosphorylation.
GUGCCACGUUGCCACUUCUCUUCGGUGCCAAGCUGCAAAAAGCCAGUUCUCCCUCUCUCACACACUCUGCUCAGUAUCUCUCACUUUCCAUUAUACUGGUCUUGUACGCCCACUACGUUCUCUCUCUUUCAUUCCAUUACCACUCUCUCUGUCUAGGUUUUCAGAUUCUCUGAGAGACAAAUUAUUGAGCUGAUUCAAAAAAAGUGGAUUCAGAUCCUUCACUUUUCAACCUGAUCAUAAUUCGGAUCCGAUCCGACCUCAAAACUCGCGGAUUUUCAACCAGAGAUCCGUAAUUUUUUGAAUAAUUUUCCAUUUUUAUUUCAAGACAAACUUCUCUCUCUCGCUCUCCCCUUUAUUGUGUUUGAUUUCUCAGCUUUAUGAGUCUAGUAGAUUAAAGAUGGCACGUGAUGUCUCUUGGUGAGGAAAUUGAUGGUUCUGGUAUCAACAUGAACAUCUUAAAUUAAUUCUUCGGUUGGAGAUCUGGCUUUUAGGCCGGCUGGGUUUAUUUAGAUGGUAUGCAAUACCUGCAUACGAGGUGUGAUUACUCAAAGCGGAAUAUUUUCCAAAACAAGGUUGCAAUUGACAAUUAGGCGGAAUUUACAUGCGGGUCUCCACCUAAGUUAUUUGUUGAAUAGUGAAUUGGUGAUGAAUCUAAGUAUGAUGGUCGAUUCUGGCUCAACAGCAAAACGGGGACCCAUUGUUGAUGUGCUCCCAGAGAAAGACCACGAUGAUGGUGGAUAUGUUAGUGGAGGGUGGAAAAGUGAAGAUGCCAAAUUUAGCUGUGGCUAUUCAAGUUUCAGGGGAAAGAGAGCAACCAUGGAGGACUUCUUUGACAUUAAGAAUACAAAGAUAGAUGGCCAAACGGUCUGCAUGUUUGGAAUUUUUGAUGGUCAUGGUGGUUCCCGAGCUGCUGAGUAUUUGAAGGAGCACUUGUUUGAUAAUCUAAUGAAGCAUCCACAAUUCAUUGAAAACACCAAACUGGCAAUAAGUGAAACGUAUCAGCGAACUGAUGUGGACUUCUUGGACUCUGAAAAGGAUUCCUACCGAGAUGAUGGUUCUACUGCUUCAACAGCAGUUUUAGUUGGUGACCAUCUAUAUGUUGCAAAUGUUGGAGAUUCACGUACUGUGAUAUCAAAGGCCGGGAAAGCAAUACCACUCUCUGAGGAUCAUAAACCAAACAGAAGUGAUGAACGGAAGAGAAUUGAAAAUGCUGGGGGUGUAGUAAUGUGGGCAGGCACCUGGAGGGUAGGAGGUGUAUUAGCUAUGUCACGUGCUUUUGGUAAUCGCAUGUUGAAGCAAUUUGUUGUGGCAGAGCCUGAGAUACAGGAUCAGAAAGUAGAUGGAGAAUUCGAGUUGCUUGUGCUUGCAAGUGAUGGACUAUGGGAUGUGGUACCCAAUGAGGAUGCUGUUUCACUAGCACGAACAGAGGAAGAACCUGAGGCAGCAGCCAGAAAAUUAACAGAGGCUGCUUUUACACGCGGCAGUGCUGACAACAUAACAUGCAUUGUGGUUAGAUUCCAUCAUGACCAGGGAGAUCCAGCGAAUCCCCAGCAUAAUUAGAUAUUGUUAUUUAUGUUGCAUGUAUAGAUUUGUUGAUGCUUUAGGCGAUCUAAUUUUGAAAUCCGUGCAUGCAUGAUAACUGAAUGGGCGUAUGGAGAAGUCCAUUUGUUUAUUCAUUUUUUUGUUGCUCAAUUUGCUCUUGUAUCAAGAAUAUGGACUCAACUGUCCUGUUUUAUUCUAAAGUCGUUUAUACAUCUGUUUGUCUACUUGUUUUUAAUUUUCACUAAUAAAAAGGCGUUUAGCGUCCCC